AUGAAAUAUGCUUUUUCAUAUUUUGUUUCAGCCCGAAAUCCCGGCCCUUUCCCCGGGACGGGCUCCCCUCGUGGAAUUGUGGCCCGGGCCAAAUUUCCGGCCAUUUGGAAGCCCACGCCGCGGGGCGGACGCUCCCCGUUCCCAUCGAUUUCCCCGGGGCAGGCGCUCCCCACCCUAGGCGUCCGGGUGCCGCUCCCUCGUGCGGCUCGCGAGCGCCUCCGCCUCCUCCGCUGGCGGCCGUCGCUCCGCCCCUGCGCCUCCCUGUCCAAGCCGCACCGCUGCUCAGCCCUACCGCCGCUCGCAUCCACCCCUGCGCCUCCCCGUCCAAGCCGCACCGCCGCGUCCUCAGUCUCCUCCGCCUCCUCCUCCCCAUCGAGUCCUCGAGUUGAAGGCGCCGUCGUCGCUCCGCCCCUCCGUCUCCCUGUCCGCGGCUUCCCUGGGCGCGGCUUACAUGUCCGCUUCGCGAUGGCCGCGACGGGAGGGAAACGGAGCAGCGCCGCCUCCGGCGUCCGCCCUCCGGCUUCCGCCGCCACCGCUCCGCCCUGCGCAGACCAGGUUCCGGUCGAUCUGCAGCCGGUUAUUCUUGGCCUAGGAUUUCCUCAGGAACAAUCACCUUCAAACAAAUGGUUCAGCUCAAAGUCAUCAAAGAAGCUAAAGAAGAGAGGAAGGCUGAAGCAUGCAAGUGAUUUCCUAAAGUAUUGAUGGACAACGUAGUUUUGUGUGAGCUGUGAUAGUUGAAUGUAGUAGAUUCAGGAAUCCGACAACACUUGUCUUGAAUUUUAUUUUACUGUAGUUAUGUACCAUUUGAGUAUUAUGAAGUGACCAUUAUAUGAUGGUGAAGCUGAUUGAUGGCCACCAGUCAACUUAGUAUGGUGAUGUAGGAUUUAAUUAAUGUUGAUUUUGUAUGUUCGAUUUAGUUUCGUGGUGUAGAAUUUUAUAGAUUUUUUCAA
Molecule: messenger RNA, 950 nt
Organism: Panicum virgatum (switchgrass)
Lineage: Eukaryota; Viridiplantae; Streptophyta; Magnoliopsida; Poales; Poaceae
Product: COPII coat assembly protein sec16-like
Exons: 4
Coding region: 1-702 (233 amino acids)
Source: RefSeq, a predicted model, not a curated record